AUGACAGUCGACCAGUUGAUACAGGCGUUGGAUCAAGUCAGUGAACAGUUAUGGGAGACUAGCCUUGACGACCCCACCUUUGAAAUCUUGAAAGCUAGGUGUUCGCGACUAUCGGCACAGGUUGCUGUUCACCAUGCGCUACAGAAAACAGGGCGUCUCAUACUGAAGUCUGCACUAAAGGACCCUCUUCCCAAUGCACAAAGCCGAAUUUGCAAGUUCUUCGAUGCUUUGUACAGCGGAGAGAAGACUAACUCCACGUCGGAGUCACGAUGGCAGCAAUUACGGGAUUUAGACUGCAAGACAUUUUUGUUCAUCGCUGUGUCCUAUACUCCUCUGGACAUCACCAAAAUGAACCGUACUGAAUUUGAGUACCUGGUGCGGAAUGCAACUAAAUACUUAGAAAAACUGUCUCUUCCGCUAGACUGGAUCUUUCGUAAGGAAAUACAGUUAGCGAUCGUUGAGAAAUCAGACCUCCCAGAUAUCCGACUGUUCAAGAAACGCUACCACGAUCUCGAAUUCAGUGUGGAUAAUUCGCACGACACACAGCCCGAGAAGCGAUUUCGCCAAGAACAACAGAAUGUUCAAAGGAGGACAGACCAAGAGGCUUUCUCCACGCAGCAGCCAGAGCAUGUUCUGGUACCUAGAGAGCCUCGGUCGGAGGCAAGGAUUAGGCUUACUGAGGGGCCUGAAGAGAAUCCAGUCCAAUCCCAGAACGAGUCUAGUGUGGCAGGGUCCUUCUCGUACAUACCUCUUACGGAAGCAGGCGCCGAGGUCAUUCUUCAAUCCGUCCGAGAAGGAAAUGGUUAUCAGUUCAAUAUAGUCCUGCCCAAACCCAAUGUGCCACAACCGCAGCCGCUGAUGCUUAUACCGCUUCAAAUAUGCGCAGACAUUAUAAAGAAAUACACAAGCUAA
Messenger RNA from Aspergillus pseudoviridinutans, 912 nucleotides. RefSeq lists its product as uncharacterized. Bases 1 to 912 code for a protein of 303 amino acids. The transcript is spliced from 5 exons. The record is from RefSeq and is a predicted model, not a curated record. NCBI's taxonomy places the organism in Eukaryota, Fungi, Ascomycota, Eurotiomycetes, Eurotiales, Aspergillaceae.